AUGUACCAGACGCGGAGUCUGGAGGCGCUGCGGAUGUACGAGCGCGCGCACGACAUGCAUCUCAGCGCGAAGAAGACGUUUAAGGCGCUAGAGGAGCGGAUGACGCCGACGCCGGAGAAGAGGGGCGGCGUCGGCGGCGGUACAGCUGGCGGCGGCGAGAGCCCGGGGAGCUCCGGUUCCGGCGCGAAGAAGUCCAACAAGUCCGUCAGGACGAAGUUGUUCGGGAGCGGGGGGAAGAAGAGCGCGAAGAGCGCGAAGAAGACCCCGAGCCCGCGAACGAGCGAGAGCGGCGGUGGCGGCGGCGGCGAGGACGAUAGGAAACGCGAGGAGGUAGGGCGUGAAGACGCGAGAGGAGACGAAGGCGAAAACGCGACGGCGACGGCGCCGGCGGAGGACGAAACGCGAAGCGGCGGCAUCUUCGACGCGGACCUGAUGUUCGCCGCGUCCGACGCGAUAUCCGACGUCGUGGACACGGAGACGAUGAAAAAACGCGCGGAGCUCGCGCACAAAGAGAACAUUCGGAUGGCGACGAAGACGAUGCACGAGGCGCUCGUCAUGCAGCGGAAAUCGAAAAAGAGCGUCGAGAAGGCUCGGCCGUAUUUCGAAGCCAAGGCGAGAGCGGAGGCGGACCUGGCGCGGCGAGACGAGGAAGUUCGCACGCUGGAAGCGAAAGUCAAGGAGGGGAAGGAUCGGUACGCGAAAGCGUUGGAGAACCUGUCGCGGAUAUCAGAGGAGAUACACGAGCGCCGGGAGCGGGAGAGAAUAGAACGCGAAAACGCGGGCGGCGGCGGCGGCAGCGACGAGUAG
This is a messenger RNA of Micromonas pusilla CCMP1545, 807 nucleotides long. RefSeq lists its product as uncharacterized. Gene Ontology annotation, molecular function: protein kinase inhibitor activity. Bases 1 to 807 code for a protein of 268 amino acids. The transcript has a single exon. Gene Ontology annotation, cellular component: cytoplasm. The record is from RefSeq and is a predicted model, not a curated record. NCBI's taxonomy places the organism in Eukaryota, Viridiplantae, Chlorophyta, Mamiellophyceae, Mamiellales, Mamiellaceae. Gene Ontology annotation, biological process: negative regulation of protein tyrosine kinase activity; intracellular signal transduction.